AUGGCCGACUUGGUGGAGAAAUCGAAAAAACUAUCAGCAUUCGCGGCUGUGGACGAGAAUCUUAAGCCAGAUCACAAAGUGAUUGGUAUCGGGUCAGGUUCGACCGUUGUUUAUGUUGCUGAAAGAGUCGGACAGUCUACUAACAAAGAAAAGUUUGUUUGCAUUCCGACCGGAUUCCAAUCCAAACAGCUCAUCAUCGAUAAUGGACUCCAUCUAGGGUCACCUGAGCAAUACCCCGAAAUUGACAUUGCCUUUGACGGUGCCGACGAGAUUGAUUCCAACUUGAGUUUAAUUAAGGGUGGAGGUGCUUGCUUGUUCCAAGAGAAGCUGGUGGCUGCCUCUGCCAAACAGUUCAUCGUGGUCGCAGACUACAGAAAGGACACUGGUAUUUUGGGUAAGGGCUGGAGAAAAGGUAUUCCUAUCGAGGUCGUUCCAAUGGCCUACACGAAAGUGAGCCUUGAACUCUCUAAAUUGGGUGGUAAGCCAAACGUUCGUUCCGGACUCCCAGGCAAGGCCGGUCCAGUUGUCACUGAUAAUGGAAACUUCAUCAUUGAUUGCGAUUUUGGUGAAAUUUCGCCUGAGUCUGUUGCCGACCUCAACUCCAAGAUUAAGAGUUUAGUGGGUGUUGUGGAAACUGGAAUCUUUGUGGGAAUGGCUCAGAAAUCCUACAUCGGAAAUAGCGAUGGAACUAUUUCCACGAAGUCAGCCUAA
Messenger RNA from Ogataea philodendri, 711 nucleotides. RefSeq lists its product as uncharacterized. The record is from RefSeq and is a predicted model, not a curated record. NCBI's taxonomy places the organism in Eukaryota, Fungi, Ascomycota, Pichiomycetes, Pichiales, Pichiaceae. The coding region runs from base 1 to 711 and encodes 236 amino acids. Gene Ontology annotation, biological process: pentose-phosphate shunt, non-oxidative branch; D-ribose metabolic process. The transcript has a single exon. Gene Ontology annotation, molecular function: ribose-5-phosphate isomerase activity. Gene Ontology annotation, cellular component: intracellular membrane-bounded organelle.